This is a messenger RNA of Oryza sativa Japonica Group (Japanese rice), 1345 nucleotides long. RefSeq lists its product as uncharacterized. The record is from RefSeq and is a predicted model, not a curated record. Lineage: Eukaryota; Viridiplantae; Streptophyta; Magnoliopsida; Poales; Poaceae. Gene Ontology annotation, molecular function: SNAP receptor activity. Gene Ontology annotation, biological process: retrograde vesicle-mediated transport, Golgi to endoplasmic reticulum. Gene Ontology annotation, cellular component: endoplasmic reticulum; SNARE complex.
GGGCCCACGCCCCACCCACAUCUCGAGGCAGUAGCAGAGGAGAGAGCGGCCAACCAAGCCACGCCGCAUCGCCGACCCAGCGCGCCGGCACUCCCUCCACCUCCGGCGGCGAGGCGGGAUUUUCGUGGGGGAUUGGGAUUUUUUUUUUUCCUCUACCCGGGAUUCAUGGGUGUUGGAUUAGACCAAUGUUUGAGGGACUUAAAAUAGACUUAUUCCUAAUCGGAAUCCCGUAUCGGCCCAACAGAAGUUGCAAUACCCAGUCAUCCCUCCUCUGGUCGAUUGGAUUCCCCUUCGCUGGCAUCCGCUCGUCCAGACCACCGCCGCCGUCCGCCGGCCGCUUCCCCUUCGCCGCCGGGAGCAAGAUCAGGCGGCGGGGGCUCGUCGGGAUCUGCCCCCAUCCAUGGACUCGCUUGGCGCCGCUUCUGAUUGCUCCGCCUCGCGUUGAUGCGCUGCGCGCGGCAUCGAGCCACAAGUAUGUAACCACAGCCAGGGAAUUGUUGGAGCAGCUAGGAGCAGAAACUACUCCAGAAGGGAUAUCAAGUGUAUCAAAAGCUAAGAUAAGUGAGUAUUCAGAAAAGAUUGAAGCAUUGGCUGCCCGGCUUGCUGUUCCAGAGCAUAUGGUUUACUUUGUUUUUUCUUCAAACAAAAUCAACUUACUUUUCAGAACAUGCAGCCACAAUAACUCAUAUAGAUUAUACUUUUCAUUGAUUUUUUUUGUUCAGCCAGAAAAUGAAGUGCCAGUUGAUGAGAAUAGAGAGGUAGAAAGCUCUUAUGAAGGAGAAAAGCCAGGAAGUCCAAUAUCAUUAUCAUCAGGAUUACGUAGGAGACCAAUAGCUCACACCGAUGUUGGACCUAGCAGUCAUGCGAGAAAGGAUAGAGACAUUGGAGCACCUAUUAAAUUGGAUGCAGAAGCGCAGGCUCACAUUGAGAAGCAUAGGAAGCUACAAGAAGAUCUGACUGACGAAAUGGUUGAGUUAGCACGCCAACUGAAAGAGAGCAGUCUCACCAUGCACCAAUCUGUUCAAGAAACAGAGAAGAUCCUUGAUUCCACCGAGAGAGCUGUUGAGCAUAGCUUGGCGAGCACUGGGCGUGCAGCCACGCGAGCAGCAGAGGUGUACUCGUUGGCUUCCAAGACGACAUGCUUCCAGUGGCUGCUCAUCUUCAUGAUGACAUGCAUGUUCAUUAUGGUGGUUUUGCUCAUCCGGGUCACCUGAGUUAUAGCUGCGUCCGCCGAAAUAUUGAACUAGUAUCUGAUGAUUCUGUUUGACAUUGAGUUUUGUAUUCAGUUCUGACAUGAACAUGAACGGAAACAAAGAAAAGAAAACAAAAACGUUUGGAAAGCGUC